Molecule: messenger RNA, 1766 nt
Organism: Tuber aestivum (summer truffle)
Lineage: Eukaryota; Fungi; Ascomycota; Pezizomycetes; Pezizales; Tuberaceae
Source: the annotation of a GenBank genome assembly
AUGGUUCUCCUUCGAGAGCUCUCCCUCGCAACGUUCCUUGCCCUAGCUGGCAGCGCGAAUGCUUUUUAUGGAAAAUCUAGCGGAGUUAUUAUGCUUGAUUCGAAAAAUUUCGAGAAGGAGAUUUUAAAUACUGAGCAUGCUUCUGUGCGUUGCCGCCCCGUUUGAUGCUGCUGCUGUAAUUGAGCUGUUGAUGAGCUGGUGAGCUAAUAAUGUCACUGAGGAUGGCAGAUUGUUGAGUAAAACCCCCACCAACCACUCACGCCCCCCCCCCUCCUUUUGUUUUGAUUUGUUCGGAAAGAUGCUGAGAUGGAUUUUUCCCCAUAAAAAAGAUUCUUUGCACCAUGGUGUCAGUUCCCCCUCGCUCCGAGGGCUUUAUUGCGUGGAUUUGUGUGCUGACAUUUUCCGCAGGCGGGCACUGCCAAAACCUUAAACCGAUAUACGAGAAGGCCGCCAAAUCCCUCAAGGGCCUCGCAAAGGUAGCUGCGAUUGACUGCGACGAAGAGAAGAACAAAAGGCUCUGCGGAGAAUACGGGAUACAGGGAUUCCCCACCUUGAAGGUCUUCAAGCCUGGAAAAAGGAAGGGGAAACCCAUCGUCGAAGGUGCGCGAGCAAAAUGAGACCAAUUUUGAAGGAAGGGACCAACGGCUUACACUUAAAAGACUACCAGGGUGCUCGGAAAGCCGGUGCAAUCGUUAGCCAUGUCGCCGAGCUGAUUCCGAACCAUGUUGCCCGAGUCACUGACGCCAAAUUUGACGACUUCCUCUCUGAGAAUAAUGAAACAGCGAAGGCGAUCUUAUUUACUAACAAAGGUGCUACCACGCCUCUCUGGAAAGCUAUAGCAAUUGAUUAUCUUGGGAUUAUGGGUUUUGCUCAGAUCCGCGACAAGGAGAAGCACGCGGUCGAGACCUUUGGUGUUAUCAAGUACCCCACAGUUGUGCUCUUGCCAGGUGGAGAUGCGGAGGGAAUAGUUUAUGAAGGCAACGGGUUCUCGAAGGAUGCAUUGCUAAAGUUUUUCCAGGCCACUGUGCCACUAACCAAGGGGACUUCUCCCUCGGCGGAGCCUAAUGAAAAGGAGACUUCGAGUGGUACGCAAGAGAGCAAGACCUCUACUGUUAAGGAAACUCCAACCCCGAAACGCAAGUCCAUCUAUCUAUUCGUACACACAAUUCUUGCGAAAAUCUAACCCUUCCUCGCAGCAAAACCCGUAAUCCCCACCCUCGAAGACCAAGACUCCCUCACCGCUGCAUGUCUCCAACCAAAGUCAAAAACCUGCAUCCUGGCAAUCGUCUCCUCGUCAGCGCCCACCGAUGUCCUCGCAGAAGUCUACAACAAACUCCUCUCCCGCAGUCCCGCCGGCGCUUUCAAAGUCUACAUCCUCUCGGCCGGAUCUACCCAUGCCCGGGAGCUCGCUGAGAAGCUGCUCGUGGUGGGCGAUGAUGGGUCAAAGUUGGUUGCGUUAAACGCGCGCCGCGGGUGGCUUAGGAAGUUUGGUGGUGACCUAGACAGUGAGGAGGAGGUGCUUGCUUGGCUGGACGCUACGAGGCUAGGUGAUGGUGCGAAGGAGAGGUUGCCUGCCGGAGUUGUUGAGGAGGAGAGGAAGAAGAAGGAGGAAGAGGAGGAGGAAGAGGAGGGGCACGGCGAGCUGUAGCUGUUUUCAUUUUCAUUUUCUAGCCACAACGUUUCGGGAGAUGUGUUUUUCCAUUUUUCUUUCUUCUGAUUGAGGAAACAGAAUGCUGAUAAAUAAAUUCAACAAAUAUCACACCUUG